Molecule: messenger RNA, 2049 nt
Organism: Amphibalanus amphitrite
Lineage: Eukaryota; Metazoa; Arthropoda; Thecostraca; Balanomorpha; Balanidae
Product: arginine/serine-rich coiled-coil protein 2-like
Exons: 12
Coding region: 161-1522 (453 amino acids)
Source: RefSeq, a predicted model, not a curated record
CGAACGGUCCCACCUGGAGAGGAGUGGUCUACUGACCCCGUGUGACCCACCGAGGCAAGGUAGUGUGUACUGAGACCUGAAGAGGAGCGGCCUACUGAGACCUGAAGAGGAGCGGCCUACUGAGACCUGAAGAGGAGCGGCCUACUGACACUAAGACAAGAUGGCAUCACCUACUCACGAUGACGGGGUGGUGGAUGUUGCCAAACGUAGCCGGCAACGAAGUGCUGACACUGGACCACCCUCCAAGGCCAGCAGACGUCGGUCUCGCUCUCGGAGCAAGGACCGCUCCUCCCGCUCCCGACGCUCUCCCAUCAGCCAAUCAUCGUCACGGAGAGAGCGGAGCAGAAGCGAGCGGAGCCAACGGUCCAGGAGCACGGAGCAUAGGCGGAGCCGGAGCCGGAGCAGACGUCGGUCUCGCUCUCGGAGCAAGGACCGCUCCUCCCGCUCCCGACGCUCUCCCAUCAGCCAAUCAUCGUCACGGAGAGAGCGGAGCAGAAGCGAGCGGAGCCAACGGUCCAGGAGCACGGAGCAUAGGCGGAGCCGGAGCCGGAGCAGACGUCGGUCUCGCUCUCGGAGCAAGGACCGCUCCUCCCGCUCCCGACGCUCUCCCAUCAGCCAAUCAUCGUCACGGAGAGAGCGGAGCAGAAGCGAGCGGAGCCAACGGUCCAGGAGCACGGAGCAUAGGCGGAGCCGGAGCCGGAGCAGACGUCGGUCUCGCUCUCGGAGCAAGGACCGCUCCUCCCGCUCCCGACGCUCUCCCAUCAGCCAAUCAUCGUCACGGAGAGAGCGGAGCAGAAGCGAGCGGAGCCAACGGUCCAGGAGCACGGAGCAUAGGCGGAGCCGGAGCCGGAGCAGCGCGGCCACCGGAGGAGGCAGAGAAGUGGCUGACCAGGGGUCAAUUGCAAUGACCCUUAUUGUUACCGGUACGGACGUGAACAUAAAAAAACAGUCAGUGCUAAGCAGUCGCAAUGGUCAUCAUAGGCUGGCAGUCCUCAUCACAGAGGCCGACGGCGGCAUCAUUGACCAAUUCAUGAGGACGAAUCAUCAUGAGCAGGCUACACAACUUUGCAUUGAUGAGUGUGAGAAGAUAACAUCCCAGUGCCUUACUCGACUGCUAGCCGCAUUCAAGCGUCUGGAAGAUGUCACCAUCGGGCGUAAGCUGUCUGAUGCCAUCAAUGAAGAAUCACUGGCUGCUCUCCAUGGCUGCUCCCAUCUGCAGAAAGUGCAGCUGGGAGCGAUCAAGAAAACAUUCGUGAAUAUAGCUGAUACAACGGUGAAAGCCCUGAGCAGACUGGUGGUUGAAUGUCGUCAGCUGUGGGAACUGAAGCUGUUUGCAAAGGAGGAGACCAGCCUACGGGUUCUAAGAAGCCUGCUGGAACACGAGGAAGAGAUACAAAACGCUGACGGCACGCCAAGAACCGUCACGCUACGUUUGACCAAAACCAGCCAUGACUUCGUGAAGAAAAAAGAGCCGUCAUUGACCACGAAAAUCAUCGUAGUGAAGAACAUGACAGAAGACUGAGAUGCAGAAACAUCUUUAGCUCAGAUCGCGCCUUCAACAUUCAGCAUGUCGAUGAACCUGCUGAUUGGCGCAUUACAAGACGCCGAGAUGACGGACAAAUGGGACGACAGUCGGCCGGGCUUUAUCUCCAACUGGGAGCCGGUGAAGCUGCGCUCCUUCAGCAACAGCGUGCACCGGGUGGCUGCGGUUAUGUCGUACAGGUGCGGCGGCUGAUCGUUGCCGUCGCUCUUCUUUGAUUUGUGCUGGGUGUGCUAAUUGUCGAUUCGUGAUCGUGUUUGAAAAAUAUAAGUGCAUUUAUACGAUGGGAAUGUAAGCUUAGCGGUAGGACUUUGUUUUAGGUUAGAGGUGAGUGAAUUUUUGAAGAUGUUACGUCUUGGAGGAAUAUGUCAUGCAUUUAGCAAAUGCAGUGUCAUAUAUGUCCAUGAAUUUAUGGCUAGACAGUAAAUUGAAGCUGUUCGAAAAUCUUUGUUGCAAUGCCGAAUGCGAUUAAUCAUGGAUACUGUGACUGUGCUUCAGAUGAAUAAACU